AUGUCUCCCAUGACUUCCACCACUACCAAGGCUGCCGUCCAAGUCAACAAGUCUUCAACAGACCCCGAUCGCACUGAAACCUUGAUGGAGUCUUUCUUUUUGUCCAACAGGCCCAGCUACCAGUCAAGGCUGGCAUCGCAGGGCAACCUCAAGCCCGCGACGCACGGCCUGACGGACGGGGAGAUGCGGCGCAGGGCCGAGGCGAAGCGCGCCGAGAGGAACGAGAAUCUGACGACGGCGGCGAGGAUCUCCAAAAAGCCGACCAAGCCGCAGGCCAAGCCGCGGAGCAAGUUCUUCGCGCAGCUCGAGAAGGAGCGGCGCGAGGCCGCCAAGGUCAAGGCCGCCGAGGCCAAGGAGGACAAGAGGAGAGCCGAGAUGAGGCCUGGCAUCCCGCUGGGCCAGCCCGCUGACCAGCGCCGGGAGGAGAAAAGGUCGGGUGAGGCCAAAAGGAUCGAGAUGUACGACCAGAUGGUCGCGUCGAGCGACAAGGCUAAGCGGUUGGCUGCUGUGGCCGCUGAGAAAGCCGAACGCCGGCGGCUGGCUCUGCAAAGAGCGGAUGAAAGGGAAAUGGCGGAGAUCAUGGCGCAGCGCGAAAGGCGCAGACAAGAAUCUGGUUGGAAAACAGAACAUAAAUAA
Molecule: messenger RNA, 636 nt
Organism: Pyricularia grisea
Lineage: Eukaryota; Fungi; Ascomycota; Sordariomycetes; Magnaporthales; Pyriculariaceae
Exons: 2
Coding region: 1-636 (211 amino acids)
Source: RefSeq, a predicted model, not a curated record